CAGUCUGAAAGCCGGAUUGAUUACGGCGGAGUUAUCGUUGAAUCGACUACCUCUGUCUGAAUUUCGCCGGGACGGGGGACCUGCCUUAAGCUCAGUAUUAGUUCAGUUCAGCUAAACAAAAGUAGUCAAUACUCUGUUCUACUUGACCCGCUACGGUUAACGUCAUGGAAAGUGUUUUCUGCAUUCUGUCAAAAUCGUCCGCUAAUGAUCCUAAAUCAUUUCGCAAAUAUCUCCAACAACACUUUCCAUAACGUGAACUGGUACCGGGUUGAGUAGAACUGAGUAUCAACUACUUUCGCUGAGGCAGAUCCCUGUAACCAAUCCAGCUUUAGACUAAGUUAACUCCGCCUACCCAAUUAACAUGUGGACACAGAAAUACAGAAAUAAAUAAAUGUUAAAAAAAAGAAGUAUAAAUACAUACAAGCAUAAAUGUGGAAAUUAAUGAAUAAAUGUAGAAAUAAGUAAAAAAAUUUAUCGCAAACAGUAUUAUUUAUGUAGGCCUAUUGAAUUAUUUAUUUUUGCAUUUAUUUAAUAGUACAUAAAUCAUUUUUUUGUCCUUCAUAUGUGGCGGGUGGGAGAUUAAGAUGCUGAGCGGUUUGACACCUGCGCCACUCCUUCACUCUCCCGCCUGCAGCGCUGCAGAGAGGAAACCUGGAUGUUUACUGAUCCACUGCGACUUCCUGACUUAAUUAGUCGGCUAUCUGCCGCGGCACACAAGCUGCUUGAAAUAUGAAAUGAGCCCAAACCUGAACUCGGCAACGCGCCCACGUUUCUGCAGCUGCAGGGAGAACUUUGUUUCAGUUAAAAGUCCCCGUGAAAUGAAAAUGCAUCACCUUCACCUUUGUUCACUGACCUUUCAUGUCAGAAUAUGCACCAUCAUUACAGCCAGUGGACUAAAUGUGGUUUUCACUUCUAAUUUGACCAAAACAACUGAACUAAAACCUAAAUAUGUGCUGUAGUCAUGUCUUUGUUGUUCAAAGAAAACAGGACUUCAUUUUGAGAAGAUGAUCUUGACACAAAGUCAAGUUGUCAUUGUAUAAAAGCAGGAGAGGAGAUCUGUGAUAACAAGAGCUACUACCAUUCACUGAUUGUCAUAAUUCUUAUUAAUACUAACUAAUUUCCAGCCACUUUUUUGUAGAAAAUGUAUUAACGAGUGUUAAUUGCAAUGAGAAAACAUUGACUUUAAAACAUCAGCUAAUAAAAACCUGUCACCUUUGAUUUAUUGCUAUCGUGAAAAUAAUUGUUGUUUGCAGCCUCACAGCUUUUAUUGAUUCAUUUAAAAACUUUUCAUAAAAGAACCUUUGUUAUUCCAAACACAAUUUCGUCAAAAUAUCACUUCAUUGUGCUCAUUUUAAAUUAAAAUGUUUUUUUCACAUGGUAUUCGUCUGCGGGUGGGUUUACUCCAGGUGACCCUACGUGUGUGCGACGUGACGACAGGUGCUCACAGGGGCUAGCGGAUGCUUCCAGAUGCAGAUCAAUGUGCCAUAUGCUUUGGGUCACGUGAUGACAACUGCCCCAUUUCCAUGACGACUGAGCAAACUCCAUCCUCGGAGGAGGCCUCAGAAAGAGCAAGUACACGUGAAACCGCGAUGGCUGUGUCUAGUUUUUGGGCCGUUAGAAUCCACGCAGAGACGCACUGAGACUAACUUCUCCCUGACGCCGGUUAACAUCAUGUGGGGAGAAACUGUGCCGUUGUGCAACCUCCAGAGCAGAUUCCUAAUCUGUGCAGACCUGCAUGAGAAACACGGCGAGGAUGCUACUGGACGACCAGCGGCUGCUGUUCCAACCAAUGGAAUAAAACAUAUGAGACUUACAGUGAACUCUGAUACUGUCGGUGGGUCUGGUCUCACUCCCAGUUGCUUUGAAAUGUUAUAUUGGAGGAAACUGUCUCCCCUCAAGGUCUGUGUAAUAGCCCUGGAGCUUUCAGUCGUGUCCUAUGAUCUUCAUCAGCAUGCCCCACAGCUUUGGCCACGGACGUCACCAGGACUGACCAGCAGACGCCUCGGCUGACGAGCCGUGCGGGUGCGCUUGGAUGUGCGCAACGGAGCAUGUGAGUGCCACUGCAGCUCUAACUUCCACACUUCUUCCUCCCCCAAAAAAGGUUUCAUUUGAGGGGAAAAAAACCCUUGGAACCUGUUGUCGACGAUGAUUUGUUGCGCGCUUGGAAUAUAUAUAUAUAUAUUUUUUUUUUACUCCAAUAAGUGAGCUCAUCCAAGAAUAGAGCGGCUGGAAAAGGGGGACGAGUCUGGGAACCGGGUUGGUGUGAUGUUCUGCGGCAUCGUGUGGGAAACAGCUCGACAACUUGGCGCUGCCCUCCGUUCUUCCGCGACUCCCCCCGGCAGAUCGACGACUCAGCACAUUUCUGACGAGGAUGGUUCGCGGGGAAGCUUUAUGGAUUUCACGGACUGUAAACUGAUUUUUUUUUUCUCUUCCUUCUCUUUCUCUUCCCCGUUAUGUGGAGGAUGGUUGCUAAAAAUAGCCCGAAUGCUGACGAGGCUACAAUGAACAGGUUGGUGUUCAGCUGAAACUUGAGAGACGUUUGGAACGAUGCUCACUUACAGGACAUGUUAAUCCACAGCACAGACUGAAAACAAGUGCAGCGUCAAGGACAUGAGACGUUCAUCUAUUUGGGUUUUAUUCACACCGAUGUAGUUCACGCGGGGUGGACGGAGACCAACAGGCGAUCUGGGAAGCAGCUUGUUGAUGGCACUGCGCACCGGGAGGACUUGGUUUGGGCAGGUCUUGCGCAGGGUCUCUCGGCUGCAGGGCUCCUGGUCCAGGCGAUCGAGCAGUCUCUUGUGUCUCUCCGCGAACCAGGAGCAGGGUCUGGGGGUCUGUCGCCGGGAUCAGCCAAAGGCGGGGGAUUUCCAUUGCUCCUCCGACUCCGGCGUCAGCCGCGGCCACCCUCACGGGAGCGCACCUUUCUGCGCCGCCGCCUCCAGGCGCUGUGCACACGGCUUCCCCCACGCCCGCUGCGCCUUUCCAGGGAACCCGAGGGGACAUGAACCCCUCGGUCGCCGGUUCCUCGUGGCCAUGAAGCGGCAAAACGUGCGGACCCUGUCCCUGAUCAUUUGCACGUUCACGUACCUGCUGGUCGGGGCCGCCGUCUUUGACGCCCUGGAGUCGGACUUCGAGAUGCGGGAGAAGGAGCAGCUGGAAGCCGAGGAGAAGCGUCUCCAGGGGAAAUAUAACAUCAGCGAGGAUGAUUACCGCAGACUGGAGACCAUCAUCAUGGAGGCAGAGCCCCACAGAGCCGGGGUGCAGUGGAAAUUCGCAGGGUCAUUUUACUUUGCCAUCACGGUCAUCACCACCAUAGGCUAUGGCCACGCGGCGCCGGGGACCGACGCGGGGAAGGCCUUUUGCAUGUUUUACGCCGUCCUGGGAAUCCCUUUGACUCUCGUCAUGUUCCAGAGUCUGGGCGAGAGGAUGAACACCUUUGUCAAGUACCUCCUGAAGCGCAUCAAGAAGUGCUGCGGCAUGAGCAUCACCGACGUGUCCAUGGAGAACAUGGUCACCGUGGGAUUCUUCUCCUGCAUCGGCACGCUGUGCAUCGGGGCCGCCGCCUUCUCCCAUUACGAGGACUGGAGCUUCUUCCAGUCUUACUAUUACUGCUUCAUCACACUAACAACUAUAGGCUUUGGGGACUUUGUGGCCCUCCAAAAGAACCGGGCCCUCCAGAAGAAGCCCCUGUAUGUGGCCUUUAGCUUCAUGUACAUCCUGGUGGGCCUGACAGUCAUCGGGGCCUUCCUCAACCUGGUGGUGCUCCGCUUCCUGACUAUGAACAGCGAGGACGAGCGGCGGGACGCGGAGGAGCGGGCCUCGCUGGCUGGCAACCGGAACAGCAUGAUCAUCCACAUCCAGGAUGAGUCGCUGCCGCGAGGCCGGCAGCGGCGCAAGCCAUACCGGGCGGAGGUGACUGAUUUGCAGUCAGUCUGCUCCUGUAUGCACUACCACUCGCAUGACUUUGGCAGCUCUGGGGGAGGGAUGGGAGGUCUGGGCUGUGCCUUCUCCCAUCAGAACUCAUUCAGCUCGCAGCUGAACCCCAACCAGUACUUUCACUCAGUCUCCUACCGGAUCGAGGAGAUCUCGCCCAGCACCUUGAAAAACAGCUUCUUCCCUUCGCCCAUCAGCUCGGUGUCGCCGGGCCUCCACAGCUUCUCGGACAAUCACCAGCUCAUGAGGAGAAGGAAAUCUAUCUAAGCCCCCGACACACACGGGACUAAUGAGUUUCCAUGUUUUCUACACAAGGUCAAACAUUUCCAAUGCUGCUCCUUACCAAAUCUAAUUUCAGCACUCCCCCCCCCCCCC
Messenger RNA from Scophthalmus maximus (turbot), 4308 nucleotides. RefSeq names its product potassium channel, subfamily K, member 9 (gene kcnk9). Gene Ontology annotation, cellular component: membrane. Gene Ontology annotation, biological process: stabilization of membrane potential; potassium ion transmembrane transport. Gene Ontology annotation, molecular function: potassium ion leak channel activity. The record is from RefSeq and is a predicted model, not a curated record. The coding region runs from base 2704 to 4200 and encodes 498 amino acids. The transcript is spliced from 7 exons. Lineage: Eukaryota; Metazoa; Chordata; Actinopteri; Pleuronectiformes; Scophthalmidae.